This is a messenger RNA of Zychaea mexicana, 917 nucleotides long. RefSeq lists its product as uncharacterized. The coding region runs from base 117 to 710 and encodes 197 amino acids. Lineage: Eukaryota; Fungi; Mucoromycota; Mucoromycetes; Mucorales; Lichtheimiaceae. The record is from RefSeq and is a predicted model, not a curated record. The transcript has 4 exons.
UGUCAGUAUGCAGCGACGCUGUGACGUUAAUACCGACAUCGCCACCUGAAGAACGUUGCCGUAUCUUGAGACCUGAAAGAGAGUUGCGUGCUGUCUCUUUUAUCUUACCUUGAUGGAUGAUAGUUGUGUUCGCUGGAUUAUAUCGGAAUCCAUCCCAACAUCUACAAGCCGAAGACAGAGCACAUAUAUGUAAAACAGAAAGAUUAGGACGAAUUAACCCAAUUGAAGUCGUCUAUUUACUCGCCUUAGACACCAUAGGUGAUGAUCAAUUCAACGAUAUAUGUUUUAUUAGUAGAACGAAAUUGAUAACUCGAUACGUAAUUGUACCUGCUAGACGAAAUCAUUUGGCGCUUGCUGAGCAGAAAAUUGGUGGUCGUCGGAUCGGCUAUUGGUAUUUUGGUUUACUUUUUUUUAGUGCUUCCUUGCGUAUAAAGUUUAUCAAAAAAAAAUGCACGAAAAAGCCACAGAAAAAAAAACAUAAGAAAGCACAUAUAAAAAAAAGAGCAAAAAAAGCCAUCAAACGUUUUUCCCUCUCUCUAUUUCAUUGUAGUUAUUAUCUCACUCUUUCUCUUCCUGUUACUUUCAAUCAACCCGGCCUGGUUAACGACAGGCUUUCCCAAAGGGUUUCCGAGAAGGAAAUAUCGGCGUAUGAUUAUUAUACGGAUGGUGUGAGGUACACUAAAAAGAAGAAUGUGGUCCAGUUGCUGUGAGGCGUGCCGGGCCUGUCUGUACAACCGUACCUUCAAACCGAAAAUAUUUUAAACGGGCUGUCGCGGAAACACAACCCUCCUUUUUCUGUUUCUUUUUCCUUCCCAACUUCAUCUCCAGCUUCUUCUUUCUUUCAUUCCCGGGGGAAGAAGUUCCAUUGAGGAGAGAAAAGAAAAAAGAAACCCAGGACAACCAAUAUAAUAACAAUG